AGAGAACUGUCGGCUUCCUGGGGUUGCCAACCCAGACCGACCGCAACUUCCCCAGAGGAUCCACGACCCCCAGCAGCUCCCGCUGCGGCCGCCGCCUCCGCGAACCUUGUGUGCGGACCAGCGGGCAGGCGGGCGGGCGCUCGCUCGCCGGCGUCGCGCUUACGUCACGCGCGCGCUGACGUCGCCUGCGGCCGCGGCCUCUGAAGCGGGUUGGGGCGCGGGGGGCGCCGAGUUUGACUAGUUUGGGGGGCCGCUGGGUGCCUGGCGCUGCUCCCGCCGCCCGCCGCGCCCAGCGAGCCGCGCCUCGGCCGGACCGAGCGCGUCCCGCCCGUUCCCGCGGGGCCCCGCUCUGGCGGCUGGGCGGCGCUCGGCGAAAGUUGGCCCCUCACUAGCGGGCAGGCGGGCGGGCGGGCGGCCGCGGCCAUGGAGCCCCGCAGCAUGGAGUACUUCAGCGCCCAGGUGCAGCAGAAGGACGUCGGCGGCCGCUUGCAGGUCGGACAGGAGCUGCUGCUCUACCUCGGCGCGCCGGGCGCCAUCCCGGAUCUGGAGGAGGACCUGGCCCGUCUGAGCAAGACGGUCGACGCUCUCACCGGCUGGGUGGGCUCGAGCAACUACCGGGUGUCAUUAAUGGGAUUGGAAAUUUUAAGUGCCUUUGUGGACAGAUUAUCAACACGAUUUAAGUCCUAUGUAGCAAUGGUUAUUGUAGCUUUAGUAGACAGAAUGGGAGAUGCCAAAGACAAGGUUCGAGAUGAAGCUCAGACUCUGAUACUGAAGUUAAUGGAUCAGGUAGCACCACCUAUGUACAUUUGGGAACAGUUGGCCUCUGGUUUUAAGCACAAGAAUUUUCGAUCUCGAGAAGGCGUGUGUCUGUGUCUUAUUGAAACAUUAAACAUUUUUGGGGCUCAGCCACUAGUCCUCAGCAAGUUGGUACCACAUUUGUGUAUCCUGUUUGGAGAUUCCAACAGUCAGGUUAGAGAUGCUGCAAUAUUGGCUAUGGUGGAGAUUUAUAGACAUGUGGGAGAGAAAGUGAGAGUGGACCUUUAUAAGAGAGGAAUUCCCCCUGCUAGAUUAGAAAUGAUACUUGCCAAAUUUGAUGAAGUACAAAAUUCAGGCGGUAUGAUUUUGAGUGCCUGCAAAGAUAAAAGCUUUGAUGAUGAAGAAUCAGUGGAUGGAAAUAGGCCAUCAUCAGCUGCUUCGGCCUUCAAGGUUCCUGCACCUAAAACAUCCGGAAAUCCUGUCAACAGUGCAAGGAAGCCUGGUUCAGCAGGUGGCCCUAAGGUUGGAGGUGCUUCUAAGGAAGGAGGUGCCGGAGCAGUUGAUGAGGAUGAUUUUAUAAAAGCUUUUACAGAUGUCCCUUCUGUUCAGAUCUAUUCUAGUCGAGAACUUGAAGAAACGUUAAAUAAAAUCAGGGAAAUUUUGUCAGAUGACAAACACGACUGGGAUCAGCGUGCCAAUGCACUAAAGAAAAUUCGAUCAUUGCUUGUUGCUGGAGCUGCACAAUAUGAUUGCUUUUUCCAGCAUUUACGCUUGUUGGAUGGAGCGCUUAAACUUUCCGCUAAGGAUCUUAGAUCCCAAGUGGUUAGAGAAGCUUGUAUUACUGUAGCCCAUCUUUCAACAGUUUUGGGAAACAAGUUUGAUCAUGGCGCUGAAGCCAUUGUACCUACACUUUUUAAUCUCGUCCCCAAUAGUGCAAAAGUCAUGGCGACUUCUGGAUGUGCAGCAAUCAGAUUCAUAAUUCGGCAUACUCAUGUACCCAGACUUAUACCUUUAAUAACAAGCAAUUGCACAUCGAAAUCAGUUCCUGUACGGAGGCGUUCAUUUGAAUUUUUAGAUUUAUUAUUACAGGAGUGGCAGACUCACUCAUUGGAAAGACAUGCAGCUGUCUUGGUUGAAACUAUUAAGAAGGGAAUUCAUGAUGCUGAUGCUGAGGCCAGAGUGGAGGCAAGAAAGACAUAUAUGGGUCUUAGAAACCACUUCCCCGGUGAAGCUGAAACACUGUAUAAUUCCCUCGAGCCGUCUUAUCAGAAGAGUCUUCAGACUUACUUAAAGAGUUCCGGCAGUGUAGCAUCUCUUCCACAAUCAGACAGGUCCUCAUCUAGCUCCCAAGAAAGCCUCAAUCGCCCCUUUUCUGCAAAAUGGUCUACAGCAAACCCAUCUGCUGUGGCUGGAAGAGUAUCAGCAGGCAGCAGCAAAGCCAGCUCUCUUCCUGGAAGCCUGCAGCGUUCACGAAGUGACAUCGAUGUGAAUGCUGCUGCCGGCGCCAAGGCACACCAUGCUGCCGGGCAGGCUGCGCGAAGUGGCCGGUUAGGUGCAGGGGCCCUGAAUCCAGGCUCCUAUGCAUCACUAGGGGUUAUAAAAUCUUUUUCUGAUAUACCAAGUUUUCCUCUGUUCUUUGCUUGCUCUUUCAUCAAAGAGGAUACUUCUGACAAGAUGGAUGGAACAGCAUCUGAAGAUGGCCGGGUGAGAGCAAAGCUUUCAGCACCACUUGCUAGUAUGGGAAAUGCCAAGACAGAUUCCAGAGGAAGAAGUCGAACAAAGAUGGUGUCUCAGUCACAGCGUUCAUCAUCACCUGACAAAAAUGAAGCUGGCAGCCGGUCUGGGUCUCCAGGCAGAGUUCUGACCACAACAGCCCUCUCCACUGUGAGCUCUGGUGUUCAGAGAGUCCUGGUUAAUUCAGCCUCCACACAGAAGAGAAGCAAGAUACCCCGAAGCCAGGGCUGUAGCAGAGAGGCCAGUCCAUCUCGGCUCUCAGUGGCCCGAAGCAGUCGGAUUCCUCGGCCAAGCGUGAGUCAAGGGUGCAGCCGGGAAGCCAGCCGGGAGAGCAGCAGGGAUACGAGUCCUGUGCGCUCUUUCCAGCCCCUUGCCUCCAGACACCAUUCCAGAUCCACUGGUGCCCUCUACGCCCCCGAUGUGUAUGGGGUCUCAGGUCCGGGGUAUGGGAUCAGCCAAUCAAGCCGACUGUCAUCCUCGGUCAGUGCCAUGCGAGUCCUGAACACAGGUUCCGACGUGGAGGAGGCAGUGGCAGACGCCUUGCUCUUAGGAGACAUACGGACUAAGAAAAAACCUGCUCGAAGAAGAUACGAAUCUUACGGGAUGCACUCAGAUGAUGAUGCGAACAGCGAUGCAUCCAGUGCUUGUUCGGAACGCUCCUACAGCUCUCGGAACGGUAGUAUUCCCACAUACAUGAGGCAGACAGAAGACGUGGCGGAAGUCCUCAACAGAUGUGCCAGCUCCAACUGGUCAGAAAGGAAGGAAGGCCUCCUGGGUCUGCAGAACUUACUAAAAAACCAGAGAACGCUAAGUCGAGUUGAACUGAAAAGAUUAUGUGAAAUUUUCACAAGAAUGUUUGCUGAUCCUCAUGGCAAGAGAGUAUUCAGCAUGUUUUUGGAGACUCUAGUGGACUUCAUACAAGUCCACAAAGACGAUCUUCAAGAUUGGUUGUUUGUACUGCUGACGCAACUACUUAAAAAAAUGGGUGCUGAUUUGCUUGGGUCUGUUCAAGCAAAAGUUCAGAAAGCCCUUGAUGUUACAAGAGAAUCUUUUCCAAAUGAUCUUCAGUUCAAUAUUCUAAUGAGAUUUACAGUUGAUCAGACCCAAACACCAAGCUUGAAGACAGUCAAGCCAGCACUUCGGGACCAGCUUCACUCUUUUUGGAGCUCCAAGGUGAAGGUUGCUAUCCUCAAAUACAUAGAAACUCUGGCCAAACAGAUGGAUCCAGGAGAUUUUGUAAAUUCCAGUGAAACUCGCCUGGCAGUGUCUCGGGUCAUCACCUGGACAACAGAACCCAAAAGUUCUGAUGUUCGGAAGGCAGCGCAGUCAGUCCUGAUUUCCUUAUUUGAACUCAAUACCCCAGAGUUUACAAUGUUAUUAGGAGCUUUACCAAAAACUUUUCAGGAUGGUGCUACCAAACUUCUUCAUAAUCACCUUCGAAACACUGGCAAUGGAACCCAGGGUUCCAUGGGAAGUCCUUUGACAAGACCAACACCACGGUCACCAGCCAACUGGUCCAGUCCUCUUACUUCUCCUACCAAUACAUCACAGAAUACUUUAUCUCCAAGUGCUUUUGAUUAUGACACAGAAAAUAUGAACUCUGAAGAUAUUUAUAGCUCUCUUAGAGGUGUCACUGAAGCAAUUCAGAAUUUCAGCUUCCGUAGUCAAGAAGAUAUGAAUGAACCAUUGAAAAGAGAUUCUAAAAAAGAUGAUGGCGAUUCAAUGUGUGGCGGUCCUGGGAUGUCUGACCCAAGAGCAGGAGGUGAUGCUACUGACUCAAGCCAAACAGCCGUUGAUAAUAAGGCUUCACUGCUCCAUUCAGUGCCUGCUCACUCCUCUCCACGCUCCCGAGACUAUAAUCCAUAUAACUAUUCAGAUAGCAUCAGUCCCUUCAACAAGUCUGCCCUCAAGGAAGCCAUGUUUGAUGAUGAUGCUGACCAGUUUCCUGAUGAUCUUUCCCUAGACCAUUCUGACCUGGUUGCAGAGUUGUUGAAGGAGUUGUCUAACCAUAAUGAACGCGUAGAAGAAAGAAAAAUCGCCCUGUAUGAACUCAUGAAACUGACACAGGAAGAAUCUUUCAGUGUUUGGGAUGAACACUUCAAAACGAUAUUACUUUUAUUGCUUGAAACCCUUGGGGAUAAAGAGCCUACAAUCAGGGCUUUGGCAUUGAAGGUUUUAAGAGAAAUCCUAAGGCAUCAACCAGCAAGAUUUAAAAACUAUGCAGAAUUGACUGUCAUGAAAACACUGGAAGCACAUAAAGACCCUCAUAAGGAGGUGGUGAGAUCUGCUGAGGAGGCCGCGUCAGUGUUGGCCACUUCCAUCAGCCCGGAGCAGUGCAUCAAAGUGCUGUGUCCCAUCAUCCAGACUGCAGACUACCCCAUCAACCUGGCUGCCAUCAAAAUGCAAACAAAAGUGAUCGAGAGAGUGUCCAAGGAAACGCUUAACCUGCUUUUGCCAGAGAUCAUGCCAGGCCUAAUACAGGGUUAUGAUAAUUCGGAAAGCAGUGUUCGGAAAGCUUGUGUCUUCUGCCUGGUGGCUGUUCAUGCAGUAAUUGGUGAUGAACUAAAACCACAUCUCAGUCAGCUCACUGGCAGUAAAAUGAAGCUACUGAAUCUGUACAUCAGACGUGCACAGACAGGUUCUGGAGGAGCUGACCCCACUACUGACGUUUCCGGACAAAGCUAGUGAAGCCGACAGAAGUGAGCCAGGUCUCUCAAAGGAAGGACAGACAGACCACCCUCAUCAAUGAAAGGAAAUUUUCAAAUACAUCUUUUGAAACUUACCACUGUUUCCCAGUUUUAGUUUUUUGUUUUGUUUUGUAUUUUCCAUAACAGAGGACUAUCCUCAGUCUGCAUGUAACUUUUACAAUAGUUAUUCCAAAUUCAAGAAGAAGCAGUAUUAACAUCAGUUGAUCAAUACAAAGUAAUUUUGAAUCUAAUUCAUCAUUUCACACGUUUGUACUUCUUUGUCUUCCCAUUAACCUUUGCCAGUGUUACAAUUGUAUAAUUUUUUUUUUUUUUAAUGCUGGUUAAACAGGAAUGCUUAAAGCUUUAAAGUUUAACAGUCUAAAACAUUUUUUUUGGGCCUUUAUUCAAAUGCAGAAUAGUAUUUUUAUUGCUACUUUAAGUUUUGUUCCGUAUCAUGUCCUAUGCUAGAAAUACUGAAAUGAUGUGAAACAAAGCAGGACUGAUUUGAACUCCAGCUGGACUCUGUUGGUGUGAUGGUGAUACAUGUCGUUAGUUGCAACUUCUUUGGGGUGAUCUGUAGUUUAAAACUAAGACCUCAAAGAAACGUUACAGAACCAGCCAGUUCUGUAAAGCUGGUAUCGUUUGUUGGUUGUUGACCUUGCCACGUUUAUUUAAAACCAUGUCCCCUCUCUGAUCCCUUAAGAAAGCUGCACCAAAUCAUCAGCCUGUGUUUUUCUUGUUACUUAUUCAAGUAGAAGGUUUCAUUGCAGGGUUUUUUGGUUUGUUUAUCUUGGUUGUGAAUGAUGCUUUUUUAUUUAUUGAUAUCAAAUUCACUUAUGAAUAAACUUGAUAAUGGAAACAGACAAAAAGAAAGCAAGUGCAUGUGUGUCCUUGACCGUCCUCUGUUUCUCAUUUAAGGAACAAACUAAUGAUCGCGAAUGGGAGUCGACCAGCACCUUUUCUUUAUAUGGUGGAACCUGGUUUCCUUUUGCCAUGAAAUUGUCUUACUUGAAAACAUUGAUCCUGAUGAGAGAGAAGAUGGUGCCAAGGCUAUUAUUAUCUUCAUGUAAUGGGCUCAAAUUCUCUACCUCUUCAGGGCUAAUACUUUUAACUGAGCUGCUGCCUAUAUAGUGUCUUCUGGAAAACUACUAAAAGGGUGAUUUUCUGUUACUUUUUAACAAAUUUUUUAAUCACCUUUUGCUACACCUCUUAUUUUCAUGUGCAGCCAACUUUCAAAAAUUACCGGUUUUUGGUGAAAGGCAGAUUAGAUCAUAUGGAACCAGGAUACUAAUGAUUUCUUACCUUGACUUUUUUUUUUUUUUGAUCUUAACAUAAAGUGAAUUUGACUGGAAAGGCAAAUGGCUAUUAGGGAAGCAAUUUGCUGUUGUUAACAGAGUUAUCUGUACUUUCUUUGUUUAAUUGAAAAAAAAUGUAGAAAUGUAUGUAAAGAAUUUAAGACAAGAGUACUGAAUGGAUGAUUUGUCAUAGGCUUUUACCUUCCUUUGUUUUUGUUCUAGCAGCAGGAAAAUAGUUUCUCUACAUCACCCCCCCCCCUUACCUGUAACAAUUUUGUUUUCUACUGUUAAUUACAUUGUGUAUUUAUAGUUCUAUGCUUACUGUUGUGCAUAUACUGGCAAUAAAACUGUACAUAACAUUACUUGAAAAAAUUAA
Messenger RNA from Bubalus bubalis (water buffalo), 6848 nucleotides. It is a transcript of the gene CLASP2, whose product is annotated as cytoplasmic linker associated protein 2. The transcript has 43 exons. Gene Ontology annotation, molecular function: microtubule binding. Gene Ontology annotation, biological process: mitotic spindle assembly. The coding region runs from base 424 to 5175 and encodes 1583 amino acids. NCBI's taxonomy places the organism in Eukaryota, Metazoa, Chordata, Mammalia, Artiodactyla, Bovidae. Gene Ontology annotation, cellular component: microtubule organizing center; mitotic spindle; spindle microtubule. The record is from RefSeq and is a predicted model, not a curated record.